Cuscuta campestris is the source of this 1709-nucleotide messenger RNA. Lineage: Eukaryota; Viridiplantae; Streptophyta; Magnoliopsida; Solanales; Convolvulaceae. The record is from the annotation of a GenBank genome assembly.
AAAUCUGGUCAUUAAAUGCAUAUAUAUACGUCUAUAUAUAAUUGAAGGUGUCGCGGGCAAGCAAAUGCGGAUGAGAAGAUCCGUAUGACGCCACCGCGGCAGCCAUCUCCGGCGGCCGCUCCGCCACCUCCGCAGACGGCAAGCCUAACAACGACGAGGGUUUUUGUUUCAACAUGGAAUGUGGGUGGAAAGACUCCUAACCAUGGACUCAACCUUGAAGAUUUCUUGCAAGUGGAGGAUUCUCCUGAGGACAUAUAUGUCUUAGGAUUUCAGGAAAUAGUUCCACUGAACGCAGGAAAUGUGCUAGUGAUUGAAGACAAUGAACCAGCAGCCAGAUGGAUAGGGUUCAUAAGCAAAGCACUGAACAAGUCAUACCACUCCGGUCCCACCACAAAGCCCCAUGCAAAGGACACUUCUUCAUCAAUAAGGUCCAAUUUCUUCCACAAACCAUCCCUUAAAGUCCUAUCCCGUGACCUCCGGGCCAACAACGCUCUCCUCAAGUCAUGCAACUGUGAAUGCGACUCUCCCACACGCCUCCGAAAGCCAAGCACGGUGCCGGAAUUCUCCCCCCAGAGUCUCUCUGGUGGUCGUCGUGCUGCCAGCAUGGACGACAGGGAUUUUUCUGUCGUCCAUGCGCGGAUAUCUGACGACGACAUGUCAUCAGCUGACUUGGACUACAACCUCAUUGCCAGCAAGCAGAUGGUCGGGAUAUUUUUGUCCGUUUGGGCACGUAGAGAAUUGAUUCCCAAUAUCGCCCAUCUCAGAAUCUCAUGUGUUGGAACAGGAAUCAUGGGAUGUCUAGGCAACAAGGGUUGCAUAUCAAUAAGUAUGUCUGUGCACAAAACAAGUUUCUGCUUUGUGUGUUGUCAUUUGUCUUCUGGGGAGAAAGGAGGGGAUGAGCUAAGAAGAAAUGCAGAUGUUGCAGAGAUUCUAAAGAGCUCUCAAUUUCCCCAAAUUUGCAAGAAUCCUGCGUAUCACUCUUUCCCAGAAAAAAUCAUUGAUCAUGACCGCAUAAUAUGGAUGGGGGACUUGAAUUACCGCAUUUCACUUAGCUACGAGGAGACAAAGCUGCUGUUAGAAGACAAUGAUUGGGAGUUUUUACUGGAGAAAGAUCAGUUGAAUAUGGAGAGAAAAGCAGGGAGAGUGUUUAGUGGUUGGAAGGAAGGAAAGAUAUUGUUUGCUCCCACGUACAAAUACACUCUUAAUUCCGACUCGUACGCCGGAGAGACUAUCAAAUCAAAGAAGAAACGACGAACCCCUGCCUGGUGUGACAGGAUAUUGUGGCAUGGAAAUGGGAUGGAACAAGUAUCAUACAUAAGGGGAGAAUCAAGAUUUUCAGACCAUAGACCAGUUUGUGCUGUAUUUGCAGUGGAGGUUGAAAUGCUUUGUAAUAAAUCAUUCACUUAUAAUUGCAAGGGUUUCUCACCAUCAUCAUCAUCAUCAUCAUGCACUUUGGAUUAUGAAGACAUGCCCACAAUAGGAGGCACUGCCAGCAUUAUUGAUGCUUCUAUAUUAUAACUUCUAAUCUCUCCCUUUAACUCUAACAUCAAUAAUAAUGUAUUUUAUUUUCCUUCUUUGUAAUAUUAUCAAUUAUCAUAGUAUAUAUUUAUUGCAUUCUUUGAUUAUAUAGCAAGAGAUGGUCAAUAGGAUAAUGAUGAAGAAGCUAUGUAGAGUGAGAGAGCAAGAAACAAUAUAAUUACUCCCUGUGA